Molecule: messenger RNA, 882 nt
Organism: Thermothielavioides terrestris NRRL 8126
Lineage: Eukaryota; Fungi; Ascomycota; Sordariomycetes; Sordariales; Chaetomiaceae
Product: 60S ribosomal protein L11
Exons: 3
Coding region: 65-583 (172 amino acids)
Biological process (GO): translation
Cellular component (GO): ribosome; cytosolic large ribosomal subunit
Molecular function (GO): RNA binding; structural constituent of ribosome
Source: RefSeq, a predicted model, not a curated record
GUUUCCAAAUUCCUGGUCCAUCGACAAGUCGCCCAGUGCCGAGAUAUCGACCAACACCGCCGCCAUGUCUGAGAAGGCCCAGAACCCGAUGCGGGAGCUCCGCAUCCAGAAGCUCGUCCUGAACAUCUCGGUCGGCGAGUCUGGUGACAGACUGACCCGUGCUGCCAAGGUGCUGGAGCAGCUGUCUGGUCAGACCCCGGUCUACAGCAAGGCCCGGUACACGGUCCGCACGUUCGGCAUCCGCCGUAACGAGAAGAUCGCCGUGCACGUCACGGUGCGCGGCCCCAAGGCCGAGGAGAUCCUCGAGCGCGGGCUCAAGGUCAAGGAGUACGAGCUGCGCCGGCGCAACUUCAGCGAGACGGGCAACUUCGGCUUCGGCAUCAGCGAGCACAUCGACCUCGGCAUCAAGUACGACCCGGGCAUCGGCAUCUACGGCAUGGACUUCUACUGCUGCAUGACCCGGCCCGGCGAGCGCGUCGCCCGCCGCCGCCGCUGCAAGAGCAGAAUCGGCGCCAGCCACCGCAUCACCCGCGAGGACACCAUCAAGUGGUUCAAGCAGCGCUUCGACGCCAUUGUCCGCUAAAUCGUGGGCUGGUUGGCGGUGUGGGCGAGUGGACAGAGGAAUUAAAAAACGGCAUUUUAGGGAGUGGGGAGUUUUAGGCUCUGGCACAAUCGGGACCUCUGGGGCGGACAUGCAUCCGCUGGUUCAUGCGAAUUGGGAUCGUUGGCUUGUAUCUGGGCAUGUGUGUAAUGCAGCAGCCUCCUAUACCUGAGCGAGUCGUCUUCGCUCUCCAAUCGUGCUCGAUCUGAGGAUUUCAGUCGAGCCGCGGCCUCAGAGACCGACCGGCGCCCAUGCCGGCUUAACCAAUCCCUAGAUUCCCG